This is a messenger RNA of Tricharina praecox, 2137 nucleotides long. RefSeq lists its product as uncharacterized. NCBI's taxonomy places the organism in Eukaryota, Fungi, Ascomycota, Pezizomycetes, Pezizales, Pyronemataceae. Bases 263 to 1780 code for a protein of 505 amino acids. The record is from RefSeq and is a predicted model, not a curated record. The transcript has 5 exons.
ACUUCUCUUCCCCCUUGCAUCCUACCUAUCAUCAUCUAUCAACGCGAAGACUGUCCGUCGCCAAUAGAAAAGCUAAUCCGCCAUCCCGCCAAUCGAAGACUAGGUGACAACAACAAAGACAACAAAUCACACGCCCGCAAUUGCCUCCGGCAACCAGUCACCUGUCGCCUCGCUUUCGUCGGACCCCGCCGCCUCCCCCGCCAUCCGCCAGCAAAUCAACAGCUAGAACUGCAGCAGCAGCUUUCCAAUAAAUACCGCCAAGAUGGGCUUGUUCUCCAAGAAAUCAUCGUCGAGAGCCAACUCAAUCAACAACGACCACAUCGGCAGAAGCGGACGCAAAGGAUCUCAAACUUCAGUAGCCAGCGGAUCAAUGAACUCUCCUACCACUUCUUACACUCAGGGAUACACUGGAUCGUUGCCAUCGAUCCCAGCUGUCGAUGCCGACCUUCCCCCGCCGCCGGACCCAGCUUUGGAUCCCUCCGGCUACCUGAGGAGUAUAUACGCCGUUCGGCAGAGGUCGAGAUUUGUGCUCGAUGCGGCGUUGAAGGACCAAUUGACCAACUUUACCGUUGACAUGUCAAAGUUCCCGGAAGUCGCUGAUUAUGUUGUUUCUAUAAUCAAGAGAGAUUACGCUCCCGAUUACCAAACCAUUCCUCCCCACGGUCGAUGGCAGCACUUCGAUGUCGGCGGAACGCCCAGGAUCGACAACCUCAUGAACUCAUGGCCGGCUGAUGUCGACGUGACCGAGCGUACGAGACGAUUGCUCGACCUCUUCCUUGUCUCCGUAUUGCUGGAUGCAGGAGCUGGAAACAACUGGCAGUACAAGGCGAGCAAUGGUAAGGUAUACAGACGAAGCGAGGGAUUGGCAGUUGCUAGUUUGGAGAUGUUCACCAACGGACUGUUCUCUAGCAAUCCUGGACAGAAGGAUCAGGUUGAUGGCAUGGCUCUGAAACAAUUGACCGUGGAGAAACUCGCUGCUGGACUUCAAGUUUCGGAGGCGAAUCCCAUCGAAGGUCUAGCAGGACGGUCAUCUCUUCUGAUCAAACUUGGAGAGGCGAUGGACAACCAACAGCUCUUUGGUGUGGACGGACGUCCGGGAAAUAUGCUUGAUUACCUUCUCCAGCACCCGACGACCAAAAAAUCGGGCGUCACCCCGAUUGUUACCAUUCCCACGUUGUGGUCUGUUCUCAUGGAUGGUCUCGCACCGAUUUGGCCUCAGUCGCGCACUCAGUUCGACGGCAUUUCCCUCGGAGAUGCUUGGCCAUGCUCUUCGAUGCCCCCCGCCCCUGGCUGGGAGCGCAUCGUUCCGUUCCACAAACUCACUCAAUGGCUCACGUACUCGUUGCUUGUGCCGAUGUCGAAACUGAUGGGUAUCAUGUUCGUGGGCGAGCAACUGCUUACCGGUCUGCCCGAGUACCGGAACGGCGGCUUGCUCAUCGACACUGGACUGUUGACCCUCAAGCCGAACCAGACGAAGCGCGGUAUCGACAGAUACAACGAGAAUGCUAAGAAAGCCGGUCAGCCGAACAUGGAGGUCGUUCCGAUGUUCACUCCAGACGACGAUGUUAUCGUUGAAUGGCGAGCUGCCACUCUGGGAUUCCUGGAUCUAUUACUCGAAGAAGUCAACAAGAAGCUCGGACUCGGUGAUUCCGAUGGAUUGAAGUUGGCGCAGAUGCUGGAGGCUGGUACCUGGAAGGGCGGACGAGAGCUGGCAGAGGUGUCCAGACCGAACACCAAGGAGCCCCCGAUCAUGAUUUUGUCUGAUGGAACAGUCUUCUAGGCUGGACGACUUAUCCCUUUCAUGUCGUUCCUGUCGGCUAUAGAAUUCUUGAUGUGAUAAUGGGUUGCAUCGAUGAGCCGCAUGCUGUAUGCGCUAUGAAUACUGCUUGUAGCGUCCUGUUUUUUUCUUUUCUUUCUUCACUCGAUGCUCUGGUAGCUAUCUUGUAUAGAAGGCUCUGUGCACUUCUUUUUUUCGAAUUCAUUCCCAAGCCAUGGUCAUACCUAUUUCUUACUCGUUGGUCGAGAAUUGUCGGGCUGAAUACUUUACAUAAAGUCAACUCAAUCAAUCGUCAUGUCUCAUUAUUUCUUUUUUGGCAUCCCAAUUGAAUGCAAGCUCCCUAGUACUCUUCGAUAGAAA